UGGAAGGGGCAUUUUAACCUGCUGAAUUGUGUUUCAUGUAGGAAUAGUGUCUUCUCAUUGGUAUUAGGGGGAAGGAUAAUCUCCGUUUUUUAUGUCAGUAGGAAGAGUAGUGCCCCAUCAUUGGUAUUAACAGGAGGAGGAAUAGUGCCCCAUCAUUGGUGUCCAUGGAAGGAAUAGUGCCCCAUCAUUGGUGUCAGUGGGAGGAAUAGUGCCCCAUCUAUGGUGUCAGUGGGAUGAAUAGUACCCCAUCACUGGUGUCAGUGGGAGGAAUAGUGUUUCAUCAUUGAUGUCCAUGGGAGGAAUAGUGCCCCAUCAUUGGUGUCAGUGGGAGGAAUAGUGCCCCAUCUAUGGUGUCAGUGGGAGGAAUAG
Molecule: messenger RNA, 369 nt
Organism: Staurois parvus
Lineage: Eukaryota; Metazoa; Chordata; Amphibia; Anura; Ranidae
Source: the annotation of a GenBank genome assembly